GACCAUGUUCCUGAGCUCCUUUGGCACCACGCGUUCACGAAUCCCACGUCCGCCGUCCGAGAAGCGCUCGGUGUUCCGGAACCCAUCAUAAGAAGUCGCUCGCUUUAUAUUCUUGUAUUCCGCAAGCUCCACCGCAUCACGGAGCUUCACGGCAGGGAUCUUUUCGACGUCUGGCGUCAGUGUAUCUUAUGCCACCUCACAUUGUGGAAGGAAGGUGUUCAUCAUCGAGAUAUCAGCCUUGGAAACUUGAUGUAGUACAGGAAAAACGGUAGACUGAUCGGUGUCUUAAACGACUACGAUCUAUCCUCAUUAGCGAAUGUAGUGGGUCCUCAGGGAAACGAAUGUACGGGCACGGUACCGUUCAUGGCGCUCGAGCUUCUCACCAAAAAUGGUCAACAAGGCAAAGUGAAACACCUAUAUCGCCACGAUCUAGAAUCGUUUAUGUGGGUUUUCGUCUGGAUUCGCUUGCGUUAUAGGCAGGGAGUCCUUCUACCGCGUAGAUUGCGCCCUCUCGACGAGUGGGCGACUUUAGACGCUAUUGCAUGUGUCAAGAAGAAGUCAGUCUUUCUAGUGAAUCCUUUCGAUGAUCUAUCCCCGGACCUUCAAACUUCUCAAUUGGACAUAGAUUGGCCUUUAUGGGCUCUCUUUGUGGAAUUUUUCAGGUCGUCCAGGCAAGCUUACUUCAAUCGCGUUGAUCACAUGUACUGUAUUCUCCUUGCUCAGCUGAGAUCGAGGGAAGGAGCAUACGAGCAGAUAAAUGCCGAGGAAACAAUAUCGGAUAUGGAUGAUUUACUAGGCAAAUUCACAGGUACCAUGGCGUGGGUUGAACUCAGCAACGCUUUACCUCUAUAG
Suillus fuscotomentosus is the source of this 852-nucleotide messenger RNA. RefSeq lists its product as uncharacterized. The coding region runs from base 364 to 852 and encodes 162 amino acids. The transcript has 2 exons. The record is from RefSeq and is a predicted model, not a curated record. NCBI's taxonomy places the organism in Eukaryota, Fungi, Basidiomycota, Agaricomycetes, Boletales, Suillaceae.